This is a messenger RNA of Punica granatum (pomegranate), 1775 nucleotides long. The record is from RefSeq and is a predicted model, not a curated record. Lineage: Eukaryota; Viridiplantae; Streptophyta; Magnoliopsida; Myrtales; Lythraceae.
GCAUCCACUUCUACUUUAAACGGAUCAAAUACUUCAACGGCAUAGAGAGAGAGAGAGAGUUUUCGGAAAGUCUGAGGAGAAUCUUCACUGUUCUCUGUUUGGCCACAUUUUUCUGCUGGGCUAUUCAGAAAUGCUGGAAAGCAAGGACCCUGCAAUCAAGCUAUUCGGGAGGCAGAUCCCCCUCUCGUCUGCGGAAGCCUCUGCGGACGACCUGCCCUCGUCUGCAGAGAUUGAUUCUGCAGAGAAACAACGUCAGCAAGGGGAAGAAGACGAUGAAGAAGACAAAGAUAAGGGUUUCGAUCGUCCCGUAGAGAAGUCGGUUGAGAGUAUGCAGCAGGACGAUGACCCAGGUCCCCUUGGGCAAGAGCCGGAGAAACCUGAGGGUUGCCUCGACUCUGACAACCCGAAAACCCCCUCGAUCGAUGAAGAAGCUGCAAAACCGAGUUCUCAGAAAGAGCAGACCUGCAAGCCCGCCUCGGGGGAGAACCAGAAGGCCCCCAAGAAGCCCGACAAGAUACUCCCAUGCCCCCGAUGCAACAGCAUGGACACAAAGUUCUGUUACUACAACAACUACAACGUGAACCAGCCUCGGCAUUUCUGUAAGGCUUGCCAGCGUUACUGGACUGCUGGCGGGACGAUGAGGAAUGUCCCCGUUGGGGCAGGGCGGAGGAAGAAUAAAAGUUCCGCCUUGCACAACUUCCGCCUCGCACAAUUACCUCUCCAAGCAGCCCGGGUGGAUGCUCCUAAUGGAACUCAUGGGAUUCCAAACUCGAAGGGUAAUGGGACAGUCCUUAGGUUCGGCGUCGAUGCACCAUCUUAUGAUUCGGUGGCGUAUCUCCACGAUGAGAACAAAGUUCUCAACGGCACACGGAAUGGCUUUCAUAACUUUGAAGGGAGUAACUAUGACAAUUGCACGACUGGAUCUUCUGUUACUGUUUCGAGCUCGCUGGAUGAAGGAACGGGGACUUCUCAGAAAGAACAGCAACCUAUGUGUAAUCUUAACGGCUUCAUCCCUCAAGUUCCGUGCCUCCCAUUGCCUUAUCCAUGGAACAUUCCUGCAGCUCCCGGGAUAUUUCCGCCGGGGUUCAGCAUCCCAUAUUACAGUCCAGUAGAUUAUUGGAACCGUACUAGUCUCCAUGGAGCAUGGAAUGUUCCGUGGGUGUUCCAUCAAGAAGAAAAAUCCCAAAGCUGGGGUUCAGAUUCCCCGACUUUAGGGAAGCAUGCUCGAGAAGAAAAGGAGCAUGGAGACCCAGAACAGAAGAAUGGAUGCGUUUUGGUUCCAAAAACUUUACGGGUAACCAACCCGACCGAGGCAGCCAAAAGUACUAUUUGGUCGAUUCCCGGGAUUAAGAAUGAUUCCAUCAGCAGCAAGGGAGGACUUUUCACGGCCUUCCAAUCGAAAGGGGAGGAUAAGUGUCGAGUCCCAGAAACUUCUCCUGUGCUUUGUGCUAACCCUGCAGCCUUGUCUAGAUCGAUCAAGUUCCACGAAAGCUCUUAAGUGUUUUACUUACAGAAUUCGCAAACUUAGGGUAAGCGGGAGGAGAUUUUUGGGAUCGUUCCGCCACCCACCUGAUUUCUCACACCCUGAAUAAUUUUGUGGACUCGGAAUUUUCUAUUGGUCUCUCCUGUCCAAUGUGGCUAGUUUUGUGAUCGCUGUACAUAGUAGAAGAUUAUACCACGUAGCAUCGAUAGAAUAAAUCCCUUUCUCGGUGCUGCAUCAUUCCAUGUGCUGUUCUUGAUGUGAGCUGCAAUAAGAUCCUUCUUUGCUCUCUGUA